AGUGCAGAUCUUGUUGGAGAGUGAGAUUUGUUCAAUGUUUUUGCAGGCAAAGAUCGUGGCAAGAGCUGGGAUCCUCAGAGCAAAGCUGUCAAUACGUAGGCACUCGAGCAAAUUUGCUGUUGUUUUGGAUGAAGAUCGUCGCCAACCACAUGAGAAAAAGAACUUAACAGGAGUGGCAUUGGAUGGUGAAAAGAAGAGCAGAUUAUCGACUAAUAAUUGGGUUCCGCAUCCUCGUUCAGGGAUAUAUUAUCCUCAAGGCCAGGAAUGGGUGAUGGAUGAUGUUCCAAAAGAAGCAGCUUCUUUUGGGAAGACCUAUUGGCUCAGGACUGAUGAUGAUGGUGAUAUUGGUGAUGAGAAACCAGACCCCUGAUGAUCACAUUGCAAGAAAACUGAGUCUUUUCUACCAACUUUUUUGUUAGUCCAUCUUUCUGUCUUUUCUGAUGCAAUUCAUCCUUUGCGAUCAGGCUGGUUAUAUCAUUUAUCAUAAGACCUGAAUUAGCUAUAACCUAAACAUAAAGUUACCACGACAUAAAUAGUCAUGGCUGAGAUUAUGUUUACGACCAGCAAUAUUACAAAAAAGACAGAAAUAUCCAUCAUGUAGGAUCUAAUAAAAAUAAUUUAAUG
Molecule: messenger RNA, 624 nt
Organism: Mangifera indica (mango)
Lineage: Eukaryota; Viridiplantae; Streptophyta; Magnoliopsida; Sapindales; Anacardiaceae
Exons: 1
Coding region: 35-370 (111 amino acids)
Source: RefSeq, a predicted model, not a curated record